Messenger RNA from Auxenochlorella protothecoides, 471 nucleotides. RefSeq lists its product as hypothetical. The record is from RefSeq and is a predicted model, not a curated record. Lineage: Eukaryota; Viridiplantae; Chlorophyta; Trebouxiophyceae; Chlorellales; Chlorellaceae. The transcript is spliced from 3 exons. Bases 1 to 471 code for a protein of 156 amino acids.
AUGCGGCUGGCGGUCGCGGAGGCGCGGCGCGAGGCGCAGCGCGCACAGCGCAACACCCUGCUCCAGCGCGUGGACCCCGCCCGCCUCGGCAGGAUGCUGGCGGCCCAGGCACCGGGCCAGCCGGGGUCCAAGCGGGCGCGCCAGGCGUGCGCGGCGGCCGACGCCGCCGACCGCGAGCGGGGCCUCGUGGCCCGGCUGGCCUUGGACGGGCAGCAGGGCGAGACGCUGCAGCGUCUGGCUCAGGGCCUCAGCGUCGACCCAGCGCUGCUGGCGGCCUGCAAGGCGCCCUCCGACGCGCCCUGGGCACGCCACCUGGCGGGCGCGGGGGCGGCGUCGCCCUCGGACCAUCCCCUGCCCGGGUCCAGCCAGGGCAGCGGGGAGCCCGCCUGCUCGCCCGAGGGCCCUGGUGUAGGGGUGGUGGACCUGCUGACGGGGGACCCCUGGACGGGGCAGAGCGUCGCCCUCCGAUGA